Molecule: messenger RNA, 1701 nt
Organism: Dalotia coriaria
Lineage: Eukaryota; Metazoa; Arthropoda; Insecta; Coleoptera; Staphylinidae
Product: fatty acyl-CoA reductase 1-like
Exons: 6
Coding region: 265-1701 (478 amino acids)
Biological process (GO): long-chain fatty-acyl-CoA metabolic process
Cellular component (GO): peroxisome
Molecular function (GO): alcohol-forming very long-chain fatty acyl-CoA reductase (NADP+) activity
Source: RefSeq, a predicted model, not a curated record
AUUAAACGGCAUUGUUUUUGAACUUUGAGUGUGGAAUUCUAGGGGGAGCUCCGCCUAUUUGACUUAAGUCAUAUGCGCAUGCGCAUUUAUACGACUUAAACGCAACUUUUUUAAAAUUGUUUUUUUUUCUUUGAAUGAAGCAAAUUGACUAUUUAUAAGUCAUUAUCAGUGUUAAUUCACUAUUGUUGUUAAAAUUAUUGUUUAAAUUUUUAAAUACUACGGUAUAUAAACAAUUGACUUAAGUUGUGUUUGAGUAAAGUUAAAAUGAGUGAUUUUGAAGAAUGGCCCGAUCGUAUAGCGGAGUGUUUUGUUGGGAAAACUAUUUUGAUAACAGGCGCGUCCGGUUUUCUCGGAAAAGUGCUCCUGGAAAAACUUUUACGAUGUUGUUCUGGUCUGAGAAAAAUUUUCAUCAUAAUAAGACCUAAGUAUAAUUUGACUAUACAAGAACGUCUGGAUAAAAUCUUCAAAAGUCCAUUGUUUGAUAAACUUAAAUCAGAAAAUGAUGAUUUCUCUUCACUGUUUUCAAAAAUACAUCCUAUUUCUGGUGAUGUAGGUGCUGAAAAUUUAGGAUUAUCAGAUGAAGAUGUAAAAUUGUUACAAGAUGAAGUUGAGAUUGUUUAUCAUGUGGCUGCAAAUUGUCGUUUUGAUGAAACUCUGAAAACUGCUGUGUUCAUUAAUGUCAGAGGGACUAAACUGAUGUUGGAGUUGGCUAAAACAAUGAAGAAUUUGUUAUUAUUUGUACAUGUAUCAACGGCGUAUUGUCACUUACAUGAAAGGGUGAUUGAUGAGGUGCCUUAUCAACCGCCGGAAGAUCCCGAGAAGAUACUUACGAUUGUUGAGGGAUUGCAAGAAGAAGAGCUGGGAGUAUUUUUACAUAAAAUUUUAGAUGAUAUUCCUAAUACUUAUACCUUUACAAAAGCAUUGGCUGAAGGAUUGGUUAAUCAGGAGCUGUCAAAAAUGCCUAUAGUUCUUUUACGUCCUUCUUUUGUAAUACCUAUUUGGAAAGAUCCUAUUCCAGGAUGGACUGAUACUAUCAAUGGUAUAAUUGGUUUUGAGAUAGCUUCAGGUAAAGGUAUUUUAAGGACGAUUUACACUGAUGAAAACCACUACGCUGAUUUUCUCCCGGCUGAUGUUGCUGUUUCAGCGUUUUUAUUCACUGUUUUCGAAUAUUUAACUUAUCAAAAUAAGUUACCAUUAGAAAACCGACAAAAUAUACAUAAUAUAACAACUUCUUCAGAAUAUAAAGUGACAUGGAAGGAUAUAAAGUACAUUGGUGAAAGAGUAAUUGCUGAGAGAAUUCCUUUAAAUUGGGUUGUAUGGUAUCCCAAUACUCUUAUGACAACCAAUUAUUACCUCUACAGUGUUUUAUAUUUCUUCUGGCAUUUGUUACCAGCAUUAUUGCUGGAUCCAAUUUUGAUCUUUUUAGGUUAUGGUUCAGUGUUGUUGAAAGCCCAUAAACGGUUAUUAAAAGGAUUUGACAUGAUGGACUAUUAUAGUAAAAACCAAUGGGAGUUCCAUAAUGAAUGGUCCUUGAGAACUAGAGAAUUGAUGAAUCCCAAGGAACGACAGCGAUAUAUUUUAUUCGGUGAUGGUAUUGAUUAUAUUGACUACUUUUCUGAUUGUGUUUUAUCUGCAAGAAGGCAUAUGUUAAAUGAGAGUGAUGAUACAAUACCAACAGCAAAACGACAUCUAAAAAUGUAA